Leopardus geoffroyi (Geoffroy's cat) is the source of this 456-nucleotide messenger RNA. Its product is annotated as 60S ribosomal protein L35a-like. Lineage: Eukaryota; Metazoa; Chordata; Mammalia; Carnivora; Felidae. Gene Ontology annotation, cellular component: ribosome; cytosolic large ribosomal subunit. The transcript has a single exon. The coding region runs from base 94 to 423 and encodes 109 amino acids. Gene Ontology annotation, molecular function: structural constituent of ribosome. The record is from RefSeq and is a predicted model, not a curated record. Gene Ontology annotation, biological process: ribosomal large subunit biogenesis; cytoplasmic translation.
ACACAUAUUGUGUGUACAUUUUUAGCCUUUCUCUUUCCAUCAUCUUGGAGCCUGUGGAGGCCUUCUGGGAACAAGACUCUUAAAACAACAAAUAUGUCCAGAAGGCUGUGGUUCAAGGCCAUUUUUGCUGGCUAUAAGAGGGCCUCCAAAACCAGAAGGAGCAAUUUUAUUCUUAAAAUUGAAGGUAUUUAUGCUCUAGAUGAAACCGAAUUCUACCUAGGCAAGAGAUGUGCUUAUGUGUACAAAGCAAAGAACAACACAGUGACUCCUAGUGGCAAACCAAAUGAAACUGGAGUAAUCUGGGGAAAAGUAAUUCAUGCUCAUGGAAACAGUGGCAUGGUUCAUGCCAAUUUCCGAAGCAACUUUCCUGCUAAAGACAUCGGCCACAGAAUCCAUGUGAUGCUGUAUCCUUCAAGGAUUUAACUUACUGAAGAGUAAAUAAAUAAAUGUGUAGAU